Molecule: messenger RNA, 1960 nt
Organism: Cornus florida
Lineage: Eukaryota; Viridiplantae; Streptophyta; Magnoliopsida; Cornales; Cornaceae
Exons: 7
Coding region: 203-1462 (419 amino acids)
Source: RefSeq, a predicted model, not a curated record
CACACACACACACACACACACACUCUCUCUCUCUCUAAAUCUAAAUCUAAAUCUAAAUCACUUUCUCUCUCUACUGCGUGUAAUUGCAAAGCAAGUUUUAAAAUGGUUGCGUGAAGAAGAAGUCUGGUAUCUCUGUGUUUCCUUGAUAGAUUACAUUGCAUUUACACCAUACACAGUGUCUUUGUUUGUCGGAGUCUUGAGAAUGGGAAAGAAAGGUCAGAACUAUGAAGAGAAAGAGAGAGUUGAUGCCGUACUUGAGCUACUCAGAAAACAAGCCCCUCUCACUCUCAAACAGGAGAAGUUCUGCAACUAUGGUUGUGUUGAACGGUUUCUCAAAGCAAAAGGCAAUAGUGUGAAGAAGGCCACAAAGCAACUUCGUGCUUGUCUAUCUUGGAGAGAGAGUAUCGACACUGAGCAUUUGACUGCUGAUGAGUUCUCCGCCGAGCUCGCCGAAGGCCUAGCUUAUGUUGCCGGUCACGACGAAGAAUCCAGACCGGUAAUGAUUUUUCGAAUCAAGCAAGACUACCAGAAGUUCCAUUCGCAGAAACUGUUUAAUCGUUUGCUGGUGUUUACACUGGAGGUUGCAAUUCAAAGCAUGCCCAGAAACAUUGAGCAAUUUGUGAUUCUCUUUGAUGCAAGCUUUUUCAGAUCAGCAUCAGCUUUCAUGAACAUAUUGCUGGCCACACUGAAAAUCACAGCAGAGUACUACCCAGGCCGCCUACACAAGGCUUUUAUCAUAGACCCUCCCUCUCUCUUUUCUUAUCUUUGGAAGGGAGUUCGGCCAUUUGUGGAGCUAUCACCGGUGACUACGGUGGUAUCAUCGUUGGAUUUCGAAGAGUCAUUGGAGUUCAACGACUUCACAUCCUAUCCACGAGCCUCAUCCCUCCGAUUCGACCCCUCGUCAGUACCAUCAACGGCCAAGAUUGGGUCGUGCUCAUCCUCUCGUUUCUCAUUCACCGUCUCGCAUCACUUUGACUCACUCAAGCCCUGGUACCUCACCUUGACUGACACGUCAGGAUCCAAAGUAGGCCCCACUAGCAUCGCCCAAUCUAAUAUGGGCCCCGCCCUCGUCUCCCCUCUCAAUGCCCGUUCCUUCUCCUUCGCAUCACCCGUGGCCAGGACGCCACGUGGCAACCUCAACGGCAGCCUGCGAAAAGGUUUCUUCCCAUCAACCCCACUCCCGGAGAAAACCCAAAAGAUGGACUUCACAAACAUCAACCCUCCGAGGACUCCAAGACCCUCAUUCCUCCGAUCUCCGGCGGUGUUCUUCAAGAGGGAGUGCCACGUCAGCAGCGCCGACAAAUCCAGGGACUCGUUCGUCCCGUUUCUGAAAUUCUACAGAUGGCCGUACGAUGAGAUGACCUACAGGUCAAAGAUGCGACCCCCGCUCGGUGGCCUCAUCUCCAUCGUCUCUCCCCAUCUCAUGAGGCGCCGCCACAUGUCAAUCUCUCAACGGUUUUGAUCAUCCAGCAGUACAUAAUAUUACCUAUAUUGACCAUAGUGUGACACUGCUACUAAUAAUCGACCUUUUAAUUUCUCAAACCCAAUGCCUUCUUUAUAUUAGUGUCAUUAUCUUUUUUUUUUUCAAAGUCAAUUAAUAUGGUGCGUUAAAUGAAGAAAGAAAAAAAAAAUGAAAAAAAAGAAGAGACAACGUGCUAAGUGGGAUGUGAAUUAGUGUGCGAGAUGUUUGAUUUUGAGCACUGGAAUAGCAAUGCAUGGGAACAAGAUAGCGUGGUCGAGACGGUGAACAUGGCAUUGGAAAUCAUAUACCAAAUCAUCAAAAAGCUAUGUAUCUGUUUGAAUCAAAUAUUAACUUAUAUUGUAAUUUUUAAUUCAUGUGAAAAUUUGAGUUUGGGGUAGGUUGGUAGAUUAUUAGACCUACUUGGUUGGACUUUGUUACCUUACUAUAUAUAAUAUAUAUAUAUAUAAUAUAAUAAUAAUAAUAAUAAUAAUAAUAAUA